Molecule: messenger RNA, 944 nt
Organism: Dacryopinax primogenitus
Lineage: Eukaryota; Fungi; Basidiomycota; Dacrymycetes; Dacrymycetales; Dacrymycetaceae
Product: short-chain dehydrogenase/reductase SDR
Exons: 5
Coding region: 1-888 (295 amino acids)
Molecular function (GO): oxidoreductase activity, acting on the CH-OH group of donors, NAD or NADP as acceptor
Source: RefSeq, a predicted model, not a curated record
AUGGCUAGUGCAAGAUUGCAGCAGGUGCAGGGACAUCUGAGUGCGAGUGCGGGCGGCGGUCUGCUCGCAGGCGAAGUGGCGAUCAUCACUGGUGCUGCUCAGGGUAUUGGACGGUCCGCGGCGCUCUUAUUUGCCGCCGAGGGUGCCAAGGUCGUCGUAUCCGAUCUCGACGAGAAGAAAGCCCAGCUCGUCGUAGACGAGAUCAAGGCCGCGGGGGGCGAAGCCAUCGCCGUGGGUGGUGAUGUUGGCGCAGACGACUUCCCCGAGAAGAUCAUCAGCGCUACGAUCUCCGCCUUUGGGCAGGUGAACCAUAUCAUCAACAACGCCGGGUUCACGUUUGACAAGAUGCUGCAUACGAUGGCGGAUGACGCGUUUGACAUCAUCCAGCGGAUCCAUGUUCGCGCGCCGUUCCGCCUUGUGAGGGCCGCGGCGCCGUACUUGAGGUUGAAGGGCGAGCAGGCGGCAAAGGUGCCCAAUAGGAGUAUCGUCAAUGUUGGUAGUGUAGCCGGGUUGCACGGGAAUGUCGGGCAGGCAAACUAUUCUGCUGCCAAAGCAGCAGUCACCGGUCUAACCAAGACGAUCGCAAAAGAGUGGGGUCCGUUCGGCGUGCGCGCAAACACCGUCGCCUACGGGUACAUCCAGACCCGCCUCACGGCUGACAAAGGUGCAGGCGCGACGAUGGAGAUCGGCGGGCAGAAGAUCGCUCUGGGCAUCCCGAACGCUGACAAAGCCGCCCACGCAAAGGUCAACCCCAUGGUCCAGGGCAUCCCGCUCGGCAGGGCUGGCACGGCGGAUGAGGCGGCGAGGGCGAUGCUCUUCCUUUGUUCGCCGCUGGCGAGCUACGUGAGCGGGCAUACGCUCGAGGUUACGGGCGGCAGCAUGAUUUGAGUGACUUGUAUUGUACACCACUUGCAGCAAAACGCAGAUAUGCAGUUUCUCAGCGC